Aedes aegypti (yellow fever mosquito) is the source of this 2009-nucleotide messenger RNA. RefSeq names its product histone-lysine N-methyltransferase eggless. Gene Ontology annotation, molecular function: histone H3K9 methyltransferase activity; DNA binding; zinc ion binding. The coding region runs from base 1 to 1842 and encodes 613 amino acids. Lineage: Eukaryota; Metazoa; Arthropoda; Insecta; Diptera; Culicidae. Gene Ontology annotation, biological process: negative regulation of gene expression; heterochromatin organization. The transcript has 5 exons. Gene Ontology annotation, cellular component: nucleus. The record is from RefSeq and is a predicted model, not a curated record.
AUGAGCAAGGCAAGCAACAAAUUCUCCAAGUUCCAGAAGAGAAACGAGCCUUCAAUCGAAUACAUCACACUGGAUGAUGACGAUGAUGAAUCAGAACAGGCUAAACAACUAGAGCCCAAGAAGGCCAGCACUCCUCAAGAACAGGCUCUGCAAGCUCUGAAGAAUCUCCAAAUGAGUCAAGCUGAUUCAGCAGCUAAUCGUUCGGUGGCAAAGAAGAGCACCUUCCAUCGUGCGACUCCGGCUUCGCAACCGUCCGCCGUGUUCAUGAACAGCUCCACCAUCUACUGCGAAGAUGAUCGUCCAAAGGGCAAGAUCGUUUACUACACUGCCAAGAAGCAUUUGCCGCCGCUGAAAUACAAACCCCACGAUUGUAAUCCGAACUGUUUGUUCAAAAUCACGCACAAUCUCAAAUCGUACAGCCCGAUGGCGAAACCGUUGCUCUCCGGUUGGGAAAGGCAACUGUGUAAGAUGCGGUACAAGAAGGUCUUUGUCGUGUAUCGGGCUCCUUGUGGACGCAGAGUAAGGAACAUGUACGAGCUGCACAUGUACCUUCGGAUGACGAAAGCUACCCUGAACGUGGAGAACUUUGACUUCGAUCCGAUGAUUCACUGCUUGGCGGAGUAUGUGAUCGAGAACCACAUCUAUCAUAAUCCGGAUCUUUCGGAUGGAAAGGAGUUCAUGGCUGUCCCUUGCGUUAACUACUUCGACGACACAAAACCACCGCCGUGCAUCUAUUCAACCGAGCGUAUCCCCACGGAGGGUGUUAACUUGAACUUGGAUUCCGAUUUCCUGUGUGGAUGUGACUGCGAGGACGAUUGCAUGGAUAAGAGUCGAUGCCAGUGCUGGCAGUUGACGAUUGCUGGAGCCAAGUUCGGCAAUCCCAACACAUCGAUCGACAACAUCGGAUACGUUUACAAGCGACUGCAGGAACCCGUGGUGACCGGCAUCUACGAAUGUAAUUCCCGGUGUAAGUGCAAGAUGAACUGCUUGAACCGGGUUGUGCAGCAUCCGUUGAUGACGAAGCUUCAGGUGUUCAAAACUAGCAAUCGUGGUUGGGGUAUUCGCUGUCUGAACGACGUUGCUAAGGGUAGUUUCAUCUGUAUCUACUCGGGGCAUCUGCUCACAGAGGAAGCGGGUAACACGAUUUGCGAGAUGAACGAAAAUAAGGCCGGCGAUGAGUACUUCGCUGAUCUGGAUUAUAUCGAAACGGUGGAACAGCUGAAGGAGGGAUACGAAACGGAUGUAGUCGAGUCGGAUAGUGAAGCGGACAGCGACGAGCCGGAUUACGAUGCCAAGCAGGACAGUGGCGCGUCGGACGAUGAUUUUACAGCUAGCACCAACCCGACGGAUGCGGCUGUCAAAACAAGGUCACAGGUCAGGAGAGACAGCAGGUCGUCCGCGCAGAAAUCGGAAUCGAAAUCUGAGAAGAAAUCGUCAAAGAAAAAAGAGGAUAAUAAAAAUGGAUCAGAUGAUGAACGAGAGAUGGUGAACUUGAUUCCGAACUCGGACAUGACUAAGGGGGAUGCUCCUAGCCCUGCCAUAAAGUACCGAUCGGUUAGAAAAUAUUUCGGGAAACAUGAACAAAUUUACAUCAUGGAUGCCAAGAAAUCCGGAAACCUUGGCCGAUACUUCAACCAUUCCUGUAAUCCGAACCUUUUCGUACAAAAUGUGUUUGUCGACACCCAUGAUCUCCGCUUCCCCUGGGUAGCAUUCUUCGCGCUGUGUAAUGUGCGAGCCGGGUCGGAAUUAACUUGGAACUACAACUACGACGUGGGUUCGGUGCCUGGAAAAGUUCUCUACUGCCAGUGUGGAGCGGAGAACUGUCGCCAGCGUUUGCUGUAGCGAGGGAAUCAAUCAAGGUCAGUAGUUGUACUAGUAGUUUGUAGUGUCUGUGUUCUUUCAUGUUACGAUAGUGUAAUCCGAUAGUCGUUUGAUCGUGAACCGUCUAACAAUAUGAUUGUAUAAAAUAAAGAAGAUCACUCUAUAAUGAGCUAACUGUGAAACGUCAA